Molecule: messenger RNA, 3098 nt
Organism: Sphaeroforma arctica JP610
Lineage: Eukaryota; Ichthyosporea; Ichthyophonida
Exons: 9
Coding region: 174-1751 (525 amino acids)
Source: RefSeq, a predicted model, not a curated record
CCGCUAUCUCCGAUAAAACUUAUAUAGAUUCCCGCGAACAUCGGUUACUGCGACCAGUUGAUUGUACAGUGUCCCUAAUACUUAGAGCCAGCUCAAGAUAUAAGACUUAACCUACAGUACACAUACUCACAGUGUAAGUUAUUCACGUAGUACGUCCAAUUGGUCCAUCGAAUAUGUUGAGAGCAACGAGAUUAGGGCGCGUGCGCGUGUGUCGGACCGCAAUGGUGUGUAGACGAUUCACGUCUUCUGGCACAACUAAGAACAAUGCGCCGAGUUUGACUGAGAUCAAGAUGGUUGAGCCGGAUUUUGGAUUCAUCCAAUUGCACGAUGUUGUCUAUCCUGGCAAGAUGAUGACCUUGCAUGUAUUCGAGCCAAGGUAUAUGAAAAUGAUAUUCGAGGCGCAGAAGUACAAUGACGGUAUGUUCGGAUAUGCAGGGGUGAAUGUUAUGAAGAUCAAAGAAUUGCGAGCCAGCCAGUGGGCGGAUAAGGACCGAGGAAACGACGCGGAAGAAGAUGACACACGCGACGCUGUAGUGAAAGGGACAGUUUUAAAUGCCGACACAAGUGAAAGUGAAGUAGAUGCAAAGGCUGAUAAGGAGACCAAUGAGAAAGACUCGUCGGAAACGACCGAGCAGCUCAAAGAUACAGACAUCGAUACAACAGGCAACAAACAAGGCCAGUACAAAGUUAUACAAGUCUCGCGAGAUGAAACCCCCGAUUCUAAGGGGUCUGAUAUAGGGUCUACUCGUAGUACUAAAGUCGGUAUAGACAAUCCGAACGUCAAUGGAUUUUUGAAGGGCGACAACGGAGAUAGCUUUGGGCUACAGUCGACGCCUCUCCCAAUGGCCGAAUCGCCAGAUAAGGGCAGAGUUUCAAACAAACGAACACGGCAAUGGGAGAAGAAUGUGAUUGCGCGUUAUGUGAAGGCCACUUCCUAUGCUGAAAAGGCUGUCAGUGUGGACAAGGUCGCCUCGUUUGCCAAUCAGCUACGCGACUAUGAAUGGGGUGCUGAGCGCGAACAGCCACAGUGGCUGUGUUAUGAUGUAGGGGUGCUUAUGCAGAUUAAGCAGAUACAGCCCAUUCCAAACACGGAAACACUGCUUGUGCUUUGUGAAUGCAUUAUGCGCGUGCACAUCACCGACAAGGCUCCCACGACCUCGGGCUUUUGGCAGGCGAAGGUCAAGGCAAUACCCGAUAACAAGAAGAUAGAUGAGGACUCGAUACUCUCAACCGACACACCCGAACGGCCGUUGAAGAGCCACUGUGAAGGCAACUUGCUUCCCAACGCGCCCAUGGCCAAUUUCUCGGAUGACAGUCUUAGGAACGAAUCAGAUAUAAAGUAUUCAUCCCAUCUGGUUCACGAGGUGACGCAUCUGAUCUAUACCAACCUGUUAGCAAACAGUCACCAUCUGCAACACAGAUACUCCGUGGGCGUGAUCAAGGCCCUAGAAGAGCUUCGGCAAGUGCUUGAUACUGAAGACCCCACCAAACCACCGACGAUGGAGAACACGUUUGUUAACAGCUGGAUUUAUAAGGAUAGGGAUGUCGAGAGGACCAAAGCUGAGAUUGUGAGUCGUGUGGCGUGGUUCAUAGCCAACGUGGUAAGUGAGACCAAACGCUUGAACUCCGUCAACAAGCAGGCAAUUCUCGAGUGCACUGACCCCAUCACUCGGCUGGAGAUGGUCAAGGAUGUGUUAUCAAGAGAAAUUGGAGCGGGAGCCGCUGAGAGGGCGAAGACUGACGAUUCAUGAGCUCUCUCUGAGUUGUGAUGACUCAGCCGAAAGCGCGAAGACUGACGAUUCGUGAACUCUCGCUGACUUGUGAUGACUCAUCGAUGAGUCAUCUUUCCAGCGCUACUUGAUUGUGUCACUGUGCAGACUGACAGGCACACACACUCACACGUGGCCGUCCUACAACACGCAACGGAGCACAUCACACCACACGUUACCAUACCACACGUUACCACACCACAAGUGUCAACAUGGAUGGUUUCUCGAUAGCCCGGAUAAGAUCCAAUGGAAUGUACGUGUUGCAGCGGUGAUUCCCCCGCUUAUUGAAGUUUGAUUCAGUCGUGGCACGAGGCACUACGCACAUCAAUGUAGAGGCUUGAUGGAGAUGUACAACCCUUGGUCGCAGCCGUCGUGUGCGACUGUGUUGUUCACCUGCGCAGUUAUAUAUGAAGAAUGAGGUUAAGCGGCCUAUAGUGUUACUAUGGUGUGGUAUUCCGGGGUAUGAGAAAUCAGCUUAUGGAUGAGGUGUUUCCCCGUGGAUUAUAACCAGUUCCAUUCCUGUUUCUGAAAUGGCUCCUAUGGUCCCCUGUUAUGCGUCCCGUUGAGUUAUCGUCAUCAGUGGUGUGCGAUACGGCCCUCAUGCCCAGCGAUAUCGUGAGAGAAUUUCGGUACAUGUUGUUUCGUGCUCUUACAAGUUCUUCAUAGGUGGUGGCGGCAUGGUAACACACCGGUAUAUUAUACCUGAUUGACGGAAACUGACUGCCCUGAGCCAAACAUCCACAUACGGCUGUUCAGCAGCGAUUGCAACCGAGUUAGACGGACUGCCCGGAAGUAGGCAGUCUUUGCAGCCUCGACAGUGCUGGCACAUGACGUGGAUAAUCCAGGUGAACGAUACCACAUGGCUGGGGCUACAGGAUAGCCUUACCUUAGCUGACUGGAGAAGUGUUAGUCGUUUUGUUAUAUGCGAACUACGCACAGUGCAUGCGGGUUGGCGAAGCAGAUUUGUAUGCAAAACACUGGUCUGUAACUGACAACAAACGUAUCGGCCCGUAUUAGACCACAUAAUGCUUAUCUGGGAAUAUAGUCGGUGUACGCUAUUAGCUUCGCAACGCUCAUUCUCAUACCUGGUCGCUUAUUUUAACGCUAGAACCCAUACCUCAAGGCAUUUGGAAAAAGAAGAAAGCCUAUGCUUUAUCGAUCUAGUAUGUGUCCGCAGGAUAUUCCGCGCUGCCGAACUAGACGACGUCCCUUUUCCGGGCCACGUUUAUAGAUCGCGUACGAUCGUGAUGAAUUAUGAAUAUCAAAUAAACCUCAAAUAGAAGAGGCUUGCAGUGCCAGCCCUAUUUUGACAAUAAAUUACGUCCUUAC